AUGCAAAAGGAAAAAGUUAUCGCAUACGCAUCGAGACAACUGAAGAUUCACGAGAAGAAUUAUACUACUCAUGAUUUGGAGCUAGGAGCGGURGUGKUCGCACUCAAGAUCUGGAGACAUUAUCUCUACGGCAAGGCUAAUGUAGUAGCCGACGCUUUAAGUCGAAAGGAAAGGGUAAAACCGACAAGAGUACAUGCUAUGGGAAUGAUGGUUCAGACGAGUUUAAAGACUCAAAUUCUGGAAGCACAAAGAGAAGCUCUGAAAGAAGAAAACAUGAAGAAUGAAGCCUUGCAACACUUAGAGAAAGAAUUUGAAAUGCAAGCAGAUGGGAGAUACACGUUUUACAUCACGAUUUUGGCAGUCUCUUCAAAAGGAAUUGGCUAUCACACCAGCAUACAAUGUGCACCGUACGAAGCUCUAUACGCACGUAAAUGCAGAUCGCCGCUUAGCUGGGUAGAGAUCGGAGAUAGACAGUUGACAACGCCCGAUAUUAUUCAGGAAACCACCGACAAGAUUUCAAUCAUCAAGGAGAGRCUCWAGACAGCAAGAGACYGUCAGAAGAGUUAUGCGRAUAAUCGGAGAAAGCCGUUAGAAUUCCAAGUGGGGGAUAAAGUACUUUUAAAGGUAUCGCCAUGGAAGGGACUAGUACGUUUCAGGAAGAGAGGCAAGCUGGGUCCCAGAUACAUUGGUCCAUUCGAAAUACUCGAAAGAAUCGGACCAGUGGCGUACAAGUUGAAGUUACCACAAAAUCUAAGCGUCAUCCACGACACGUUCCAUGUGUCAAAUCUGAAGAAAUGCCUAACGGAUGAAACAAUAGUGUUACCCUUGGACGACGUUCAGAUUAACGAUCGGUUACACUUCGUCGAAGAACCAACCGAGAUACUGGACCGAGAAGUUAAACGGUUGAGGCGCAGUAAAAUCCCUAUUAUUAAGGUCCGCUAG
Molecule: messenger RNA, 942 nt
Organism: Cynara cardunculus var. scolymus (artichoke)
Lineage: Eukaryota; Viridiplantae; Streptophyta; Magnoliopsida; Asterales; Asteraceae
Exons: 4
Coding region: 1-942 (313 amino acids)
Source: RefSeq, a predicted model, not a curated record